Bombus pascuorum is the source of this 1286-nucleotide messenger RNA. RefSeq lists its product as uncharacterized. The transcript has 3 exons. NCBI's taxonomy places the organism in Eukaryota, Metazoa, Arthropoda, Insecta, Hymenoptera, Apidae. The record is from RefSeq and is a predicted model, not a curated record. Bases 308 to 604 code for a protein of 98 amino acids.
AACACAAAUAAUUGACAGAAUUAAUAAACAGAUAAUUAAGAAAUUUAAAAUACCAAUUAACAAAGAUAAUUUGUUUAGUGCCCUCAUAAGCGCUCAUACAAAAAAUUCUUUUUAUCUCUUGUAAAAAUGCGAUAAGAUGGGUUUCCAUUUGUUAUCAAAUAUCUUAUCAAAACGUUGAUUCAUACGUUCGUAUCCACAUCCUCAUCUCUGACACGAUUCGAGCGUUAUUCACCUGCUUAUUUCACCUGCAAGUGUUAAUUUUGAUUCUAAUCUACCUAUAACGUGGUUAGUUUUGGUAAAAACAACAAUGUGUUCUAAAAAGUUAUUAUGCUAUGUUGUUAUUGGCCUAUUAAUCAUGGGAAUCUUUAUGGAUGGAGUUGAAGCAAGACGUAAAAUUUUGAAAGGUCGAAAAACAAUUACUAGACGUUAUUACUGGGGAACCGCAAUACCAGCAUGGUCCAUAGUACUUCUAAUAGGAAUUAGCAUACUAUUUGCUGGCGGUGGACUCUAUGUUCUAUUACAAAAAUUCGUGGUUGAUAAUGCUGAUACUGGAGAAAGCCAUGCAUCAUACCAACCUGCAUUGCAAACAGAAACUGCACCUUAGAUAUCAAAUACACAAAAAUUUAAUUAAUGUCCAUCGUCCAUUUACUUUGAUAUGAACGUAAAUCAUAUUAAAAUGUUUUUAUACAAAAAAUUAUAUGCAGUAUGACAAUUUAUUAUUUAUUUUUAUAUAAUUCUGGCAUUUAACAAUGGAUUAUUUCAAUCUCACUACUGAUUAACGUAAAGAAUGGUGUCGCUAUUUGUACAAUGGUAUCCUUUUAUAGCAUCUCUUUUUCUUACUAGCAAUUUCAUAAAUUAUGGUUUAUAUAUGAUUAUGUUAUCGAAAGAUACGUAAAUUACAAUUACCAUUUAAUGCACAGUAUGAUCAAAAAACAAUUACAUUCUGUUUUGUACAUUUCAAUAAAAGAGUUAUUAAUUUUUAGAUUCUUUAGAUUAUUCAUUUAAUACAUAUAUAUAUAAUAUAUAUAUGUUUAUGUAUAUAUAUGUACUUAAUGAAUAUAUGUGUAUAUAUAUAUAUUAUACACUGCAGUCAAUUAUGAAUUGGUAUGAAAGAGAGAUUAAAAUUCUCUGCGGUGAUACUUAUCAGGAUCAAAAUAUGAUGUUACAACAACGCGAUUGUUGAAUUUUCGUCCUGUAAGAGUCUGCUGUGCUUUCUGACAAUCAAUCACACUAUUAAAUUCGACAAAUACCUGCAACAUUAAGAAAUUUAUUAAUAUAUUUUUAUA